This is a messenger RNA of Cyphellophora attinorum, 612 nucleotides long. RefSeq lists its product as uncharacterized. Bases 1 to 612 code for a protein of 203 amino acids. The transcript has a single exon. The record is from RefSeq and is a predicted model, not a curated record. Lineage: Eukaryota; Fungi; Ascomycota; Eurotiomycetes; Chaetothyriales; Cyphellophoraceae.
AUGUCUCCUUCAUGUACAAGUAUAACCGCUGCCGCGGCAAUCGGCCUGCUCCUCUUCGCGCAGCCGUGCCCAGCGCCGCUGCUCGCAAUACCCAUUCUAGCUGGAGGUCUGAGCACUGGAAUAGCGGCCGCUGGGCUUGCGACUGGCGUCGUCGGUGCCGGAGCAGCUGUUGGGUCCCUUAUCAACGACAUCAACAAUAACGACAAGAAGAAACGCCAAGUCAACGACGCGACAUCUAUAUGGGAGUCAAUGAACUUGUGCGCCCAGUACAUUACUACCAGUGGGCAGGUGACGGUGAGCUCUGGUCGCGGCAUCAUCCAAGCAGACAACUGCCCCGAGAUCUGUGGCGAUGCUAUUGCGGCAUAUAACAGCGCACCUAGACUCGCUGAGAUGGACAAAAUGUUCGGCACUAUACAAUGGAACCGGGGCACGAUUAUUGUCGACACCAAUGGCGUCAACGCAGGCCCGCCUGGCCAGCGAAAUAGCAACAACCAAGGGUCUGGCAGAGGCUCAAAUGACCGUAACCUGCUUGGGGACCUGGCCACCGGCAAUCGCCAGGCUGCCGGUGCUGACAUUGCUGGCGCCCGCGACGGUUUCAACUUCAAAGCAUGA